This is a messenger RNA of Cotesia glomerata, 2237 nucleotides long. Its product is annotated as neprilysin-2-like. The transcript is spliced from 8 exons. The record is from RefSeq and is a predicted model, not a curated record. Bases 122 to 2143 code for a protein of 673 amino acids. Gene Ontology annotation, biological process: protein processing. Lineage: Eukaryota; Metazoa; Arthropoda; Insecta; Hymenoptera; Braconidae. Gene Ontology annotation, molecular function: metalloendopeptidase activity. Gene Ontology annotation, cellular component: plasma membrane.
AAACACUAAACAGUCCCCUCUUAACUUGAAAAGUUUUAUUUAGGAUAAGAUAUGAGUGGCGGCGUGACCCAAAGGUUAGUCGAAUAACAUCUUCCAUUAAAGAACGUUUUUAGUUUAGAGGAUGAUGACAUCGGCGCCUGUUAAACGUUGCAAACGCAAUCACUUUUGGCAAGAUACGCUGCUAGGAUGUAUUGUUGGAAUUUUUUUUAUCGGUUCAAGUGUUGCCGGAGUUGUUGAUAAUAUGCAAUAUAUCACAUCAAAGAUAAUAAAUUAUCGUAACGCAAGUUAUACUCCAUGCGACAAUAUCUACGCAUAUGCAUGCGGUAAUCACUCAAAAGCGAAUAUAACUCCGUUCUUCAUAUUAGAGCAAUCUCUAGUCGCCGACGACAUUAACAACCUGAUCCAAAAUGGCAGCAGUUAUAAAGAGUUAAAGCCUGUAAAACUAAUAGACGAUUUAUACAAAACAUGCAUGAACGACAAUGCCGUGGGACAGGAAGUUUUGGCGCUACUGGACCGAAUUCUAAAAAAAUUGGGCAACUGGCCGGUAUUUGAAGACGGCGGUUGGAAAGAAUCCGACUUUGAUUGGAUUGAUUUCACAAUUGGGUCCAAGAAACUGGGACUAGAUAUCAAUUAUUUUCUGGACUUGAAACCUUGGCGAGUGAUGGAGUCCAAUAAGACUGUCGUUAGAUAUAUGAUAGACAUUGCACUAGCAGAGUUUGAAUCCGUUUCAGAUCCUUUGGUAGAAGCUUAUGCGAAGUAUAUCCAAAGCGUGUUUGCCUUGUUGAAGAACAUGAAAAACUCUUCGAGGGAAAUCAACGAGAUAAUCGAAUUCGAACGCGAAGUAUCAAAGAUAAACCGCUACAACUUCAAGGAAGACUACUUUGAAAAGCUGACUCUUGAAGACCUAGUUAAAAAAUGGCCGACGAUAAACUGGAAUGAGCUGAUCAGUAACAUAAUCCUUCGAAACCUAAAAACUCCAGUUAAUAUCUCCGAAAUUUCUCUUUGGUCCAGUCAAGCAGUCUCUGACUUUAUCGAACUAGUGCUGAAGACUCCCAACCACGUGAAGGCAAACUACGCUGUGUGGAAGAUCAUCCAGAAGACAAUUCCCCAUCUGACAGAGAAGUAUCGCGUGCUACACCGGGAGUACUGCUUGGUUCAAAAAUGCGAGAACACGACACGCGCGCUCUCUUGCGUAGGCGUCGUCAAACGACAUCUUGCUCCCGCUGUGAACUUUCUGUACGCCAAAAAUUACUAUAACAAUGAAAGUGAAGCGCUUGUGAAUGAUAUUAUCAGAAAUACGAAAGAAGAACUCAUCAGGAUGAUCAGCGAGUCUUGGAUGUCGCAAGAAGACAAGCAGAAGAAUAUUGAGAUUGUUAGAAACAAAGAGUUUGUCAUUGGAAUCAAGGGCAAGGGUGAUGAUAACUGGGUGAAGUUUUAUGAAAAUUUGGAAAUUGAUACUUCCAAUUACUUGCAGGCUUUGUUAGACUUGAAGCUUUUUGCUAUUGAGAACAGGUUCAAUGAGACGGAUUUCGAUGAUGAAGCCAAGAAAUUGUUUGAGGGAUUCCUACCAAGCCGCUUGUAUGGGAAGAUAUACUUACCAUGGUCAAACAUAAGAAAGCCAUUUUUUGACGUAAGCUAUCCAUUGUACGUGAAUUACGCUCACAUCGGGUCCCACAUCGCCUACGAACUUAUCAAAAGCAUCGACAAUUUAGAAAACUUCACUCAAAACGUUGAAAAUGAAAAAGCUAUGUGUUUCCGUAACCAAUGGUCUGUUAUUGAGAAUUUCAACAUCAACGAUAAUACUUCUGCACCGAAAAUUUUUAUGGCUCUAAACGCACAAAUUAGUGCGCAGAUGUCCAUGAAGAUAGCGUACCAAACUUACCGACGCGUCACCCAGAAUCUGACGGAGGAAGUGCCACCUCAGCUGAAUUACACAAGCCACCAAUUAUUCUGGAUAAACUUAGUUCAGACCGUCUGUCAGGAUAGCCCACGACCUCAACCGAAAACAAUCGACCACAAGUACACGAGCUUUGAGUAUUUUUUUGCAAAAGCUGCAACGGGUUCUCCGGAAAUUUACGACGACUUCAAUUGUGCGGAUGAAUCGUUCGCUAAAAAUUACGGAGCUUCUUGCAGUUAUUUGUGAUGAUUUCUGUUUAAAUUGGUGUAGGAAAUAAUUGAUAUUUAUGCAAGAUAAUUAUAAUUAUUUGGAUGAUAAUAAAUUUUCACAUUUAUGAAUA